Molecule: messenger RNA, 2527 nt
Organism: Malania oleifera
Lineage: Eukaryota; Viridiplantae; Streptophyta; Magnoliopsida; Santalales; Ximeniaceae
Product: phospholipase D alpha 1-like
Exons: 3
Coding region: 1-2403 (800 amino acids)
Biological process (GO): phosphatidylcholine metabolic process; phospholipid catabolic process
Cellular component (GO): plasma membrane
Molecular function (GO): D-type glycerophospholipase activity; calcium ion binding
Source: RefSeq, a predicted model, not a curated record
AUGGAACCAAUUAUGCUGCAUGGGACGCUUUAUGCAACAAUAUAUGGGAUCGACAGGCUGCAUACUGGCGGCUGCUGCGGUUUUAAUACCCACGGCAAGAUUGCUGGUCCUAGACUCUAUGCAACAAUCGAUCUACAGAAAGCUAGAGUUGGGCGUACCAGAAUGAUAGAAAAUGAACCCUCCAACCCCCAAUGGAAUGAGUCCUUUCGCAUCUACUGUGCCCAUUUGGUUUCUGAUGUUGUAUUCACCAUCAAAGAUGAUAAACCUGUAGGAGCAUUCCUCAUCGGAAGAGCUUAUGUACCUGUUGCAAAGAUCAUAAAUGAGCACGAGGUAGACGAUUGGGUUGAUAUUUUGGAUGAAAAGUUUAAUCCGAUACAUGGAGGCUCUAAGAUCCAUGUUAGGCUACAAUUUAUUAGUGUUAGCCAAGAUAAGAAUUGGUCUCGAGGAAUUUCUAGUCCUGAAUUUGAAGGUGUUCCUCACACAUUUUUCAUGCAAAGGCGAGGUUGCAAUGUUUCUCUUUACCAAGAUGCCCAUAUUCCAAGUGAUUCUAUACCUAAGGUCUUUCUUUCUGGAGACAAGUACCAUGUGAAUCAUAGAUGCUGGGAGGAUAUCUUUGAUGCAAUCAAUGAUGCAAAAUACUUGAUUUACAUAGCAGGGUGGAGUGUGUAUACUAAAAUCACCUUGAUUAGGGAUGAACAAAGACCAAGGUCGAAUGGAAAUAUUAUGUUGGGUGGGUUGUUGAAGAAGAAGGCAAAUGAAGGAGUAAAAGUUCUUGUUCUUAUUUGGGAUGAUUUAUCUUCAAUUGAACUAUUAAAGAAGGAUGGUUUGAUGGCAACCCAUGACCAAGAAACGGCAGACUACUUUCGAAAUUCAAAGGUGCACUGCGUUUUAUGCCCUCGUAAUCCCGAUGACGGAAGAAGCGUAAUUCAAGGGGUAGAGAUUUCUACUAUGUUCACACACCAUCAAAAGAUAGUAGUAGUUGAUAGUGAAAUUGCCAAUGGGGGACUAGAAAAGAGGAGGAUAGUGACUUUUAUUGGAGGCAUUGAUCUUUGUGAUGGGAGGUAUGAUACGCAAGAGCAUUCCUUGUUCAGAACAUUAAAAACAAUUCAUUAUCAUGAUUUCCAUCAACCCAACUUUGCCAACUCUUCGAUUAGAAAAGGUGGUCCAAGGGAGCCUUGGCAUGACAUUCACUGUCGACUAGAGGGGCCUAUUGCUUGGGAUGUUUUGUACAAUUUCGAGCAAAGAUGGAAGAAGCAAGUAGGGGAUGAGACACUUAUUCCACUCAAUGAACUAUAUAAAUUCAUUAUUCGUCCUUCACCAGUUGUAUUAUUAGAUAACCAAGAAACAUGGAAUGUUCAAUUAUUUCGAUCCAUCGAUGGAGGGGCAGCUUUUGGCUUUCCCCAUGAGCCCGAGCAUGCGACUGAACUAGGACUAUUUAGUGGCAAGGACAAUGUCAUCGAUCGAAGUAUUCAAGAUGCUUAUAUCAAUGCCAUUCGAAGGGCAAAGAAUUUCAUUUACAUUGAAAAUCAAUAUUUCCUUGGUAGCUCCUUUAGUUGGAAAUCAAAUGAUAUCAAGGUGGAAGACAUUGGUGCCUUACAUCUUAUACCAAAAGAACUCUCACUCAAGAUUGUUAGUAAGAUUAAGGCAAGGGAAAGAUUUGUAGUUUACAUUGUCAUUCCAAUGUGGCCGGAAGGUAUUCCUGAGAGUGCUUCUGUUCAAGCUAUACUUGAUUGGCAGCGGAGGACAAUGGAGAUGAUGUAUUAUGAUAUCACUCUCGCACUUCAAAACGAAGGACUCGAUGAAAAUCCUAGGGACUAUUUGACAUUUUUUUGUCUUGGGAAUCGAGAAACAAUUAGAGAUGAAGAAUAUCGAGCACCAAUGGCACCAGAACCUGGCACUAACUAUAGUAGAGCUCAGCAAGCCCGACGCUUCAUGAUUUAUGUUCAUUCAAAGAUGAUGAUAGUUGACGAUGAAUACAUAAUCAUUGGAUCUGCAAAUAUCAACCAAAGGUCGAUGGAUGGUGCAAGAGAUUCUGAGAUAGCAAUGGGAGGUUAUCAACCACAUCACUUACCAACUAGUCAGGAUCAAUCAAUAAUGGGUCAAAUCUAUGGUUUUCGAAUGGCGUUGUGGUGGGAACACCUUAGAGUGUUGGACAACAUCUUCAUCCGUGCAGAGACUUUGGAAUGUGUUCAGAAAGUAAACAAAAUGGCAGAAGAGAAUUGGAAUCUCUAUGCAAGCGAAACGUUUGAUGAUGACUUGCCUGGACACCUAUUGCGUUACCCAAUUGAAGUCGGCAAGGAUGGAAGGAUUAUACCAUUUUCAGGGAUUGAGUUCUUCCCCGACACCAAUGCUUGUGUCUUGGGCACCAUAUCUGAAGAGAUUCCUUCCAUUCUUACCACGUAAUUAUAUUAAUGGUUCAAUUCAAAAAUAAUAACCGUUCACUUCAUCAUAUUGUUUUCCCAUCGUCGAUUAUUGCAAAAACACAUGGUACUUUGUUUGUAAACACUGCUAAAAAUAAUUUGGAAUG